Molecule: messenger RNA, 4563 nt
Organism: Hirundo rustica (Barn swallow)
Lineage: Eukaryota; Metazoa; Chordata; Aves; Passeriformes; Hirundinidae
Gene: FSD1L
Product: fibronectin type III and SPRY domain containing 1 like
Exons: 14
Coding region: 57-1571 (504 amino acids)
Molecular function (GO): protein binding
Source: RefSeq, a predicted model, not a curated record
UCCGCGCGUCCGGCCGGCCGUGCUGCACCGCGCCGCACCGCGCCGCGCCCGCCGACAUGGACGAGGAGCGGGAGACUCUGCAAAGGAUUGUCAGUACUCUAGUGAACAAAAAUGAUGAAAUUCACAACUUCAUUGACAUGCUGAACCAUACAAUAUCAAAUGUUCAGGUAAACUCUUCCAAUGCCAUCAGCGAGCUGGAUGAGGAGUUUGAUGGUCUUUAUUCUGUACUUCAUGAGAUGAAGGGGAGCAUGGCCAACACUAUUCAGCAAGAGGAGGCUCGUAAAAUUCAAGCUCUGCAGGAUCAGCUGAGCCAGUGCAGCCGUGCCCUGGAGAGCUCAGAAGAGCUGCUGGAACUUGCUGUACAGUCACUGGACAUAAAGAACCCCAUGGAGCUCUUAGAGGCCGCCAGACAGAUCAAAGAUAGUGUCACAGUGGCUUCAGCAUUCCGCCUCUCUCUGAAACCAAGAGUUAGUGACAGUAUGACUCAUAUGAUGGUGGACUUCACCCUGGAAAAGCGCAUGCUCCAAGCUGUGAAGUUUUUGCCAGUCCCUAAAGCUCCAGAGAUAGAUGUAGCAGCAUGUCUGGUUGCUGACAACUGCAUAACAAUAUCAUGGAGAAUGCCUGAGGAGGACAGCAGAAUUGAUCAUUUUGUGCUGGAGUAUAGGAAAACCAACUUUGAUGGGCUCCCUCGACUAAAAGGGGAACAGCGUUGGGAGCUGGUUGACUACAUUAAAGCUACUCAAUACACAUUAUCAGGUCUGAAAUUUGAUACAAAAUACAUGAACCUUAGAGUACAAGCUUGCAACAAAGCUGUGGCAGGUGAAUACUCUGACACCGUGACUCUGGAAACCAAAGCAUUUUUGUUCAGUUUGGACAGUACUUCCUCGCAUGUGAACUUGAAAGUUGAAGACAACUAUGUGGAAUGGGAUCCUACUGGAGGCAAAGGCCAAGAAAAAUUAAAAGGGAAAGAAAAUAAAAACAGUGGCCAGAAUCCUCUGCUGAAGAGCAAUAGAAGAAGCAACACAGCAUCUCCGAAGAGGUCCACUAACAGUCCAAGGGCCUCGAUGAGGAGUGGCCGGGAUCGCUUUGCUGGUGAAUCCUACACGGUGCUGGGAGACACUGCUGUUGAAAGUGGACAGCAUUACUGGGAAGUGAGAGCCCAGAAGGACUGCAAAUCCUACAGCGUGGGAGUAACGUACAGAAACCCGGGGAAGUUUGACCAGCUGGGAAAGACUAAUUCCAGCUGGUGCAUCCAUAUCAACAACUGGCUGCAAACCACAUUCUCAGCAAAGCAUAACAAUAAAGCAAAGACUCUAGAUAUACCUGUUCCAGACAGAAUAGGGGUAUACUGUGACUUUGAUGGAGGUCAGCUGUCAUUUUAUAAUGCAAGCUCAAAGGCAUUGUUACACACCUUCAGAGCAAAGUUUACUCAACCAUUGCUACCAGGCUUCAUGAUAUGGUGUGGUGGGCUCACAGUGAGUACUGGAUUGCAGGUGCCGAGUGCUGUGAAAACUCUUCAGAAGAGUGAAAAUGGAUUGAGUGGUUCAACAAGCAGCCUAAAUAAUGCCUAGUAGUGUUUGUACAACACUUCUACUGCUGAAUGUUUUUUGUUUUGCUGUGUAGCUACUACUCACAGAAGCUUGUGAGCAUUGGAUUUUACUGGGUUUACUACCUUCUGCUGUUUAGGUACUGAUAGUGCAAAGGUUUGGGGCUAAAGUGUUAGGAACCAGUACUGGGAAUCCAGAAAAAUGUCAGAAAGCUGAACUGUUGCUUAUUUAAAAAAAAAAAAAAAGAAACCAAGAGCUGUAACUAUGUACUUUUCUAAUACUAUAUUCAAGCAUUUUAUUAUGGACUUCAAUAUUAAUUUUGUUACAAAUACUAUUCUUCUAUGAAGAAUAUAGCAAAUACCACUUUUUAGCUCUCCUAAUGCAAAUUACCUAACUACUCGGCAUCCCAUUAGAAGUUGUGAUUUCCAAGAUGCAUUUUGAAAACAGCAUGAUUUGCUUGAUGAUUUGAUAUGUUGACCUAAUCUGGCAAAAUACCACAGCAGAAUGGUUUCAGAAGGUUAUUCAUAUAAUAUGUAGGCCCAGUGUGAAGAAACAGUGAGAUCAGGCUAUGAUAAUUUCCACCAGUGGUGUAAAAUCUUUAUAUUUUCCAUGGGUAACUCCUUUUUAAAACCAUGUAUAUUGAUACUGGUUCCCUUUUGUCACCAUUACAUUAAUUGCAUUUUAAUUAGACUAGAAAAUUAUGUAUAGAUGUUCCAUUGCAAGCCUAGUAAAACAGUAGUAAAAUGAUUCAUAGUAAUGGGAGAGCUAAAAAAAACAAAAACGAAAACAAAAAACCAACAUGUUAUAUUCUUUGUGGAAAAUCCCAGCUUGUCAGUGGGAAUUACUGGGUUACUAUAGGCUUUUUUAAUCUGUUUUCUUCCCUCUAAUCAAGCCCAGGAGUCUAUAAAUAGUUUUCAGGUACACUCUUGAAUCAGAUGUUUCCUAACUGAAGAUUGUUUUCUGGUACCACCUGUAAACUGUUAUAAAUUCAUGGUCCAUAAUGAUGUCACUCAUUUGCUGCUGGACCAGUAUAAUGUUUCCUUUCGUGUACCCUUUAGCCCAUAAAACCAUGAACACCUAGUUGUGUUAAACCUCAGUAUUACCAAUGACUCCUUUCUCUCCCUCACAAUUUCUCAAAAGAAGGAGAAAUUCCUUGAGACACCUUCUAAGAGACUGGCUAUGGUGUUCAGUGGAAGGUUAAAAUUAACGAGGAAAUGUAAUUACCUGUACUGGAAAGUGUUAUUUUUCUUGAGGAAUCAUGAAGUUGACAGGUUGGCUGAGCCUUAAAUGUUAUAUCUGGAAAUUGAGCAUCUCUUAGUUAUUUGCAUUGUGAAUUUGUAAUCUCUUUUUGCAGAGGAAAGUACAAAAUAGUUCUCAGUUUAACUGUACUUUCUUCUGCCUAUUCUGUUGCUUGGGCUUUUGGACAGAGAUACUCAGAAGUGAUGUGGUUCUUGGUCAACAGUGUCUGAAUCUGUUUCACACUUUAUCUGCAGAUGUUACUGUUAUGCAAAUACUCUGUGUAUAAUCUUUUCUUUCUCUUCUACUGCAAUGGACACCUGACUAGAGUCAUUGGGGAUAAAUUGCUACAAACUCAGUUUUGCAACCGGUUCUAGUCUGAGGCUGUGGUGGACAGACACCAGGACAGACUGGCACCUCUUCAUCACCACCCAUCCACUUGUCUUGAUCUUGGGUGUUCAGCUGCAGUUCCUCAUCAAAUUUUCCUUUAUUUAGAGAAAGGGGAUGUUUACAACCAACUAGCGUGUAGUGAGAACCAUGAGUAUUUUUCCAGCCCAUUACAAGAGCAUUUAAAUGACAAAGGGAUUUUUGUUUGUUUCUGUUUUUUUUUGUUGUUGUUGGUUUUUUGUUUUGUUUUGUUUUUGGUUUUUUUGUUUUGUUUUUGUUUGUUGGUGUUUGUUUUUUAGGUGUUUUUGUGUUGGUUUUUUUUUUUUCUUCUUUUUAGCAAGUUGUAGUGUAACCUGCAAGGUUAUUUGAUAUGCACUGAUGUAAAAAUGUAACUUUUCUUUUAACAGUUAGAGGAAAGCUUUGGGUGUGUUUCAUACUGUGACUUGUGACUUGAAAAUUUUGGUUUAACUGAUAAGCUAGGUGAACCUUUACAUGUGACUUUUUACCCUUAGAAGGAUGGAUUUGUUUUAUAAUAAUUUGCACAGAUCUCAAAUUUUUGCUGCUAACAUCUAGUUCAAUUGUUUUUUGUAAAUGGGGAUAUGAAGAAUUGCCUUAAGCACUUUCAAAAUUUUUUUUAGACUGUUUCCGGAACUAGUGUCUCUCUAGCAACCAUUAUUAUCGGAAGAUGAGUGACACCACACUGCUCUCCCAGUGUUGCUCUUUUUUGCAGUUGAUGCAGGGUUUGUGCCUGCAGCUGGACAGGGAUGCCUGGAGCCUGUGGAGUUACCUUUUCCUUUGUGAGUCCACUUUCAGGGCUUUGGAGAGGGGUGGCUCAUGGCAGUGGAUUAGAUUCUUUUGAAGGUCUGUAGUUCAAUCCAAGAGGCUUAUUUACUAUUAACUAUUCUGAGCUGUUACCACAUUGUGGCUAAACAGGAGUCUUCUGCUCUAUGACCAAAAGAAGAUGCUUUUUUUUUUUUUUUUUUUUUUUCCUUCUGUCUCUAAGUACUGACUGCUGGUAUUCUGAAGUUUUUUUUGACUCUGAAAGCCUGACUUUUGAGGAAUUAAAGGUUUUCCUUGAGGUAUUAAUACAUGACAUCAGGGUAGCUGCCCUUGUCCUGCGGAAAACUAAGGAGAACUGUGUUAACUGCAGCUAGGAAUGUCAGAGAGGAAUAUUAGGAAAAAACCAAAACAACAACAACAAAACCAUCCAGGGGAUAAAUGCUUCUGCAAAUACCACACAGGGCAGAGGUGGCAUUUAUUGUAUAGGUUCAUUUAUUAGAAGUACAGGAAAAGCAGAGGCUAGUGUACAAAUCCUGUUUCCUCACCCCUCCCACGUUUCAGAUGGAGACCGGGGCAGCCACCUGGGAGUGUGUUGGGCCUGUGCGUGGGGAUU